GGCCUAAAACUCUAAGCCCCAGUCCAGUCAUUCGAAAUUUGAAACGUUUUAUCCCCCUUUUAGUGUUGUUUCCUCUAUCUAGAUAGCAACUUUAAGACGAACAGCCAUGACCGACUCGGAUGAGACAGCCUGGAUCCAUUGGUUUUGCAAGCAGCGCGGCAAUGAGUUCUUCUGCGAGGUGGACGAGGACUACAUUCAUGACAAGUUCAACCUCAACUUUCUCGAUUCGAAUGUGACGAACUACCGCUGUGCCCUGGAGGUGAUCCUGGAUCUGAACUCAGGCUCAGCCUCGGAUGCGCCCGCCGAGCCGGAACUGGAGGCCAGUGCCGAGAAGCUGUAUGGACUGAUCCAUGCUCGCUUCAUCCUCACCAAUCGCGGCAUCGAGCUGAUGCUGGAGAAGUACCACAAGGGAGCCUUUGGCACUUGUCCGCGCGCCUUCUGCCAACGCCAGUCGGUCCUGCCUAUUGGAUUGAGCGACAAUCCCGGCGAGGAGAUGGUCCGCAUCUACUGCCCCAAGUGCAACGACGUGUACUUUCCCAAGGCGGCAAGGCACUCCAAUCUGGAUGGGGCCUUCUUUGGCACCGGUUUCCCUCACAUGCUUUUUAUGGUUAAUCCCGAUGCGCGGCCCAAGCGGACGAAGCAAAAGUUUGUGCCCAGGCUUUACGGCUUCAAGAUCCACCAGAUGGCCUACCGAUCGCCGGCUGACAUCCUGAAAGACAUGACACCCGAACUCGAAACCCCGGCCCAUGUCUGAUCACGAAAGCGAAAUUUCUCAUGUGAAUCAUCUGUCCCAAGCCCCCUGUGGUGUACUACUGUUCGGCUAGUUGGCUACCAGCUCAUUAAACUCCCAUAACGAAACCAUAA
Molecule: messenger RNA, 864 nt
Organism: Drosophila subpulchrella
Lineage: Eukaryota; Metazoa; Arthropoda; Insecta; Diptera; Drosophilidae
Gene: CkIIbeta2
Product: casein kinase II subunit beta'
Exons: 2
Coding region: 107-754 (215 amino acids)
Cellular component (GO): protein kinase CK2 complex; cytoplasm
Molecular function (GO): protein kinase regulator activity
Source: RefSeq, a predicted model, not a curated record